AUGCAGGCUAAACGAUAUAUUUUAAAGCUUCCCUUUCUUUUAUUUCCGAUCAUUCUUGUUCCUAUCACGGCCCACAAUUAUGUGGACGGUAGAAGCGGUUUAAUACGAGGAGUCCGUGUACCGGGAACUCGAGUAUCAUAUGGCAAUUUUGCAGUUGACAAGUACCAUCGUCUUCAAGUAUCAGUUGGUUUAUCGAGCGUUGUGAGCAACUACAGAGAGUGUGCUCUGAGCUGUGUUAAUAAUCCACCAUGUUCCUCGUUCAACGUCGCCUCAUCUCCACGUUUAGACGGACAAUUUCCAUGCGAGUUGUUAAACGAAGAUAAAUACUCUGCCAGUCCAGGCCAGCUGGUCAGUUCACAAGAAUAUCAUCAUUACAGUAUCAGGACACCAUGUUCUAGCUGGCCAUGUCAAAACGGUGGAAAAUGCAUCCCAAACUACGAAAAAGGAGAGUUUACAUGCUCUUGUAAACCUGGUUUUAGUGGAGAAACUUGUUUAACAGAUGUAGAUGAGUGUUCCAGCAACCCAUGUGCCAAUGGCGGAACUUGUGUAGAUUCCGUUAAUGGUUACUUGUGUCAGUGUGCUGAGGGAUUUGCCGACACAAAUUGUAGCAGUUCUGCUUCCACACCAAAGACGUGCGCUGGAGUUAAUUUGCAAAACCCUGGCGGUCCUAGCGGUUAUUACACAAUCGAUCCCGACGGUUUCGGAGGACUGCCUCCUUUUUCAGUGUACUGUGAUUUGCACGGAAGAUGGGUAAUGGUGUCUUUUACCCACGACGUCUAUGGCGUCGAGGUAGUCGACGGUUAUGAAGAGCCGGGGUCAUUUAUUCGAGACGUCACUUACUCACACUCACUGCAACAAAUGGCCGCGGCGAUAUCCGUCUCCGAAAACUGCAGACAAUUGAUCAGUUACACAUGCAGCAAAUCAAGGAUUAUGGCAAAUUACGGUGACUUAGUUGGGGGGCCGUAUACUUGGUGGGUAGCCCGUGAUGGGACCCGCCAGAACUAUUGGGGUGGAGCUGACCCUUCCAGCUACUCAUGCGGAUGUUACAAAGCCAUGACCUGCUACAAAUUUCCAAAAUUCAAAUGUAACUGUGACGCGAACGAUCUGGGGGAGAGAACUGAUUAUGGUUACUUGACAGAUAAGAGUAAACUCCCUGUGACACAGCUAAGGUUUGGAGACACUGGGAGUAACGACAAGGAUAAAGGGAAAUACUCUUUAGGUCCAUUACAUUGUGUUGGGGAGAUUUAGUAGAUCGAUUCACCCAUGAGGCCUUGAAGAAACACCCUUUUCACCCUAACAUCAGCGUGUAGAUUCUCCUUUCUGUUCUUUAUACAUUUCCUAUGGGACUAACAAAGAGAAUUUAGUUUAUUCCAAGAGCUUUUCUAG
Molecule: messenger RNA, 1386 nt
Organism: Pocillopora damicornis (cauliflower coral)
Lineage: Eukaryota; Metazoa; Cnidaria; Anthozoa; Scleractinia; Pocilloporidae
Biological process (GO): establishment or maintenance of epithelial cell apical/basal polarity; heterophilic cell-cell adhesion
Cellular component (GO): protein-containing complex; plasma membrane
Molecular function (GO): calcium ion binding
Source: RefSeq, a predicted model, not a curated record